UGCUGCCCCCGCCCGCCGCGCGGACGGAACCGGCCUGGGAUCGCCAGGCCCAACCAAGCUCCACCGUCCGCGCCCGCCAGCACGGGAUCAAAAUAUCUGCCUACCGAUCGCCACCGCGUUCCAGCCAUACACGAUACGGCGGCCAUCUUCCCGGCAGGCAGUAACAGGCAGCUAGUGGAUCGGAUUCUUCGGCACCAGCUGGGAGCUCUCUCGCGGUCCGCCAUGGCCAUGGUCGCCUCCACCUCUUUCACGUACCACAAGCCGCGUCUCGCGGUGGUGUGCAGGAAGAACAAGGACGGGCGGGACAAGGAGAAGGAGCACAAGCACCCCUUCAAGGUCGUCGAGAUCACGCCGCCGCCGCGCUGCCUCGGCGUCCGCUGCUUCCCCACCAACAUCCACUGCGGCGAGAGCGUGACGAUCGAGGGCCAGGCGUACACGGUGUCUGCGGUGACGCACCGGUACCAGCUGCGCAAGGGGCGGUACGAGCCGAGCGAGAAGCGCCUCGACGUCCUCUCCACCGGCAGAUACAUCCUCAACCUCUACCUCCAAAACCUCCUCGACCAGUCCUAGCCCUACCUGCUGGCUGCUGCUACCUCUCCAUCCACAACUACCACACACACACACACUCUACCUGUAAAUAAUGCUGCCCGAUUGAUCGAGUGAGUCCCCAAUUCUCUGUCGAUCAUAGUGGAUGGACAAUCAUCCUAGACGAUCACUUGUCAUGGACACCAGUAGCUUCCCCCUGCUUUGUGCUCUGUAUAACUGAGGAAAAGAAGAAGAAGGCGAAUCGAGGCAGAAAGUAUUCAGCAAA
Molecule: messenger RNA, 811 nt
Organism: Panicum virgatum (switchgrass)
Lineage: Eukaryota; Viridiplantae; Streptophyta; Magnoliopsida; Poales; Poaceae
Exons: 3
Coding region: 223-570 (115 amino acids)
Source: RefSeq, a predicted model, not a curated record